This is a messenger RNA of Botrytis porri, 162 nucleotides long. RefSeq lists its product as uncharacterized. The transcript has 3 exons. Lineage: Eukaryota; Fungi; Ascomycota; Leotiomycetes; Helotiales; Sclerotiniaceae. Gene Ontology annotation, cellular component: mitochondrial inner membrane. Bases 1 to 162 code for a protein of 53 amino acids. The record is from RefSeq and is a predicted model, not a curated record.
AUGGCACAACCACCUCCAGGACCCGGAGGACUCUACAGAGCUCCACCUAUAUACAGAUUCGCUGGUACAGCAUUGGGAGCAAGCAUGUGGUUCUUCUUGAUGUAUCGCGCGAAGAAAGACGGUCCUGUAUUCUUAGGCUGGAAGCAUCCUUGGGAUCAUUGA